AUAGACCUUUUGCAUUUUUUACCCACUUUUUUUUAAUUCCCAAGGCUCGAUGCAAAUUGCCUUCGACAUCAUUUCAUACUCACAGCUUUUCAAAUGCGCCGGGCAGUUGGAAUAGGCGGGCUCCGUAGAAAGGAGGCAGAGCGACUCGCAAUGUCAAAAAAGGGCACAGAGUUGUCGCAGCGCGAAAUAGAAAAGCUACGAGAGCAAAUCGCAAUGAUGAAGGAUAAUCUUGAGGACUUUGUGCGCGAGCAUCAGCGCGAUAUCCGCAACAACCCAGCAUUUAGAGUACAAGUACAGCGCAUGUGCCAGCUAAUAGGCGUCGAUCCACUAUCAUCGCGCAAAAGCUACAUGUCUGAGUUGCUCGGUGUCGGUGACUUUUACUGCGAGCUAGGUAUUCAAAUCAUAGACAUCUGCGUAGCCACGCGUUCCAUAAACGGCGGCCUAAUGGACCUGGACGAGCUCCUGCGGCGGUUAAUUCGCCGGCGACUUAAGGGCAGCGAACCUGUUGUUGAGGACGAUAUUAGACGCGCAAUUAGCCAGUUGAAACCGCUGAAGGGCGGGUAUAAGAUUGUUUGCUUUGGGAAACGCAAAAUGGUACAGAGCGUGGCGAGGGAGAUGAACUCGGACCAAGCAAAGGUUAUGACUUUAGCACAGUAUACGUGCAAGUUUACGAUGGAGGAUGUGAGGGUUGCUUUUGGAUGGGAUGAGGACCGCAUUCAUUCGUGUAUUGACGAUAUGCUGAGAUCGGGGAUUAUUUGGAUGGACGAGUACAAUGAGGCAUAUCCUGAAUACUGGGUCAUGGCUUUUUUUUCGCAGCUUAACAGCGCUUUGAUAAUGGCCAAUGCAGAGUAGACCUUGUAAGCUAAAAGGCCAGUGUUGUAAGGUUAAUGAAUAGUUGAAAUAUAAGACGCUCAUUGUCGCUUAAUGUAUUCAGAUUUUUGCCUAUCUUGCAGUCUAGUAAAUAGUUUUUACAUGACAUUUAUUUUAAAAGAUAAUUAGUUGAAUGCAAUGUAUAAUUUGCCUGUACAUGUGCUUUAUCCAUAUUUUUUUUGAUUCAUUUGCUCAUUUUCUAUAUCUUUUUACUUUUGUAACC
Messenger RNA from Kickxella alabastrina, 1093 nucleotides. Its product is annotated as vacuolar-sorting protein SNF8-like protein. The transcript has 3 exons. Bases 94 to 852 code for a protein of 252 amino acids. Gene Ontology annotation, cellular component: ESCRT II complex. The record is from RefSeq and is a predicted model, not a curated record. Gene Ontology annotation, biological process: protein transport to vacuole involved in ubiquitin-dependent protein catabolic process via the multivesicular body sorting pathway. Lineage: Eukaryota; Fungi; Kickxellomycota; Kickxellomycetes; Kickxellales; Kickxellaceae.